UAACCGAGUCAAGGCACUCAAACAGCCAUGGAGUAAAAGAUUCUCAAAAAAAAUGGUGUAAAAAAACAGCAAGCUGCGUCUUCUCGGGCGCCGGCGGCGACACGCACGCCCCGCAACAGCGCCGUAAGUUCCCCGCCGCUCCCCGGACGGCGAACCCGCCCGCCCGUCCGCGAGGCGACGCCGCCACGGCAUCAUGCGCCACGUGCGAACGCCACGGGGCUUCGUCCAGCUCCUCGCCGGCGCCGAGGUGCCGCCGAGCCGGUCCGCCGCGGGGCAGUUCCACGCGGCGUCCACCAAGCUCGGCUUCGCGGCCAACGUCUUCGCCGGCACCGCCCUGCUCAACCUGUACUGCCGCUCCCGCUGCCUGCGCGAGGCCCAGCAGCUGUUCGACGAAAUGCCUGAGAAGACCGGUGUCACCUGGAGCUCCCUCAUCUACGGCCACGCGCGGUCCCGUGAGCCCGGACUCUCCGUUGAGGCGUUUGUACGCAUGGCACGGGCAGGCGUCUCCCCCACCGCGUCGGCCUUGUCCAGCGUCCUGGUCGCCUGCGCGAGGAUGGAGGACGUGGGCGUCGGAGCGAUGCUGCACGGCGUCGCCCUCAAGUGCGGUGUCUGCGGUAGCAGCAGCGUCGUCGUAGGGACUGUGCUGGUGGACAUGUAUGCCAAAUGCUGUGAUGUGUCAGCUGCCCGGCGGGUUCUUGAGGAGACGGAGGAGAAGAACGUGGCUACGUUCACAGCGCUUGUCAGCGGGUUCGCCUCAGCGAGAAAACCUCUUGACGCCAUGGUGCUGGUAAGGGAGAUGCAACAGUCCGGGGUAGCACCGAACGUGAUGACGUACAGUAGCCUCAUCAGCUCGUUCGCGAGCCCUGAGGACCUAGAUCAUGGCAGGCAAGCGCAUUGCGAAGUGGUAAAGAAGGGUCUCGAGCACAAUCCGUAUGUCUUGUCCACUCUUCUGACCAUGUACUCCAAGUGUGGCAGCUUAGAAGAUUUCAGGAAGGUGCAGACGGCUGUUUCAUGUCAGGACCAGGUAUCACUCAAUUCCGUGAUCUCGGGACUCUCCUCGUUGGGAAGAGGCGACGAGACGUUUCACCAGUUCAUGGUGAUGAGAAGGAAUGGCGCUGACACAGAUGUGUUCACUUUUGCCAGCAUGCUGAAGGCUAUAGGCAACUCAUCCUCAUUGCUAGAAGGAAGACAAGUCCAUGCUCUGAUCCUCAAAACAGGACACGAAUCCGAUGUGAAUGUCCAGAACGGUUUGAUGUCCAUGUACGCCAGACACGGCGAGAUAGGAAAAUCCACUGAUGUUUUCGCCUCGGUUCGAGCGCCAGACCUGGUUUCCUGGAACUCUCUUCUGUCAGGGUAUGCUCAGCAUGGGUAUGGACAAGAGGUGGUUCAGGUGUUUGAACAGAUGAGGAGACUGAAUGUUCAACCGGACCAUACAACCUUCUUGUUGGUGCUCACAGCUUGCAGCCGCGUCGGUCUGGUCGAUAAAGGGUUAGAGUACUUCAACCUGAUGAAAACUGACGGGUUUCUCGCAGGGGCACGGCAAGAACACUACGCGUGCAUUGUCGAUCUUCUUGGUCGAGCUGGCCAUCUCCAAGAAGCUGAGUCUUUGGUCCAUGACAUGCCCAUAGAACCCAGUGUGUCGGUGUACAGAGCUCUGCUUAGCGCCUGCCAGAUCCACGGCAACCUCGAGAUCGCGAUCCGGGUGUCGGCGCACCUGAUCGAGCUCUACCCUCAUGACUCGUCUGCUCAUGUUCAGUUAUCGAAGGCCUUUGCUGGCGAUGGGCACUGGGGUAAUGCCGCUGAAGUCAGGGAGGCCAUGGCUGGGAAAGGGAUAGUGAAGAACCCUGCCUGGAGCUGUGUCGAGAACCAGAUACAGGUUGCAUAAGAAGGUUGACAUUGCAUGAUUCAUGUUGUUUAGCAAACCAAUUUGCCUUUGCUGGCCUGGAGUGUGACUUAAUGGUCGCUCAUAAAUCUGAUGAACCCCUGAACCGUUUUGGAGAACAGAUAUCUCAUUGCUUGCUGUA
Lolium perenne is the source of this 2024-nucleotide messenger RNA. RefSeq names its product pentatricopeptide repeat-containing protein At1g11290, chloroplastic. Gene Ontology annotation, molecular function: protein binding; RNA binding. The record is from RefSeq and is a predicted model, not a curated record. Gene Ontology annotation, biological process: RNA modification. NCBI's taxonomy places the organism in Eukaryota, Viridiplantae, Streptophyta, Magnoliopsida, Poales, Poaceae.